Seriola dumerili (greater amberjack) is the source of this 1371-nucleotide messenger RNA. It is a transcript of the gene crbn, whose product is annotated as cereblon. Gene Ontology annotation, biological process: protein ubiquitination. The coding region runs from base 10 to 1356 and encodes 448 amino acids. Gene Ontology annotation, cellular component: Cul4A-RING E3 ubiquitin ligase complex. The transcript has 11 exons. Lineage: Eukaryota; Metazoa; Chordata; Actinopteri; Carangiformes; Carangidae. The record is from RefSeq and is a predicted model, not a curated record.
CACAGGGAUAUGGCUGACGAGAGGGGUGGAGGCGAAGACAACAUCAACGACAACAUGGGGAACCAGUUACAACUUUUACCAGACAAUGAGGAAGAGGAGGAGGAAGAUGACAUGGAGACUGAAGACCGAGACAGUGAGGAGGCAGAGAAGCCCAACAUUAUCACCUUUGACCCCAGUCUUCCCACAUCACAUGCAUAUCUGGGUUCAGACAUGGAGGAGUUUCACGGCCGUACAGUUCACGAUGACGACAGCUGUCAAACCAUUCCUGUGCUGCCACACACGGCUGUGAUGCUGGUGCCGGGCCAGACGCUGCCCCUCCAGCUCUUCAGGCCGCAGGAGGUCAGCAUGAUGAGGAGCGUCAUCCAGAGAGACCGCACUUUUGCUGUGCUCGCACACAGUGAUGCCGGUGAGCCAGAGCCAGAGUUUGGGACAACAGCGGAAAUCUAUGCAUACCGUGAGGAGCAGGAAUAUGGCAUUGAAACAGUCAAAGUGAAAGCUGUUGGGAGGCAGAGAUUCAAGGUCCAUGAGAUAAGAACUCAAGCAGAUGGGAUCAGACAAGCCAAGGUACAGAUUCUUCCAGAACGAAUCCUUCCAGAUCCCCUCUCUGCCGUGCAGCUAACACCCCUCACCAGGCUCCACAUGCACCCCUCCUCCAAGCCCCCGACUCAGAGCUGCAAACAAGCCCAGUGCUGGUGGAAUAACUACCAGCAGAGGAAGUUUCACUGUGCCAGUCUGACACCAUGGCCACCCUGGGUCUACGCACUCUACGACUCUGAGUCGCUCAUGAACAGAGUGAAGAAACAGCUCCACGAAUGGGACGAGAAUCUGAAGGAUGACUCUCUCCCCACGAACGUCGUAGACUUCUCCUACAGAGUGGCGGCCUGCCUGCCCAUAGACGACGCUCUGCGGCUCCAGCUGCUGAAGAUCGGCAGUGCCAUCCAGAGACUUCGCUGUGAACUGGACAUCAUGGACCGGUGCACGUCACUCUGCUGUAAGCAGUGCCAGGACACUGAAAUCACCACAAAAAAUGAGAUAUUCAGCUUGUCUCUGUACGGCCCCAUGGCUGCGUACGUCAACCCUCACGGUUACGUCCAUGAAACCCUGACUGUCUACAAAGCCAACAACCUCAACCUGGUCGGCAGGCCAUCCACACUGCAUAGCUGGUUUCCAGGGUACGCGUGGACAAUCGCUCAGUGCCGAACCUGUGGGUCUCACAUGGGUUGGAAGUUCACUGCCACCAAGAAGGACUUGUCUCCACCUCGUUUCUGGGGUCUGACCCGUUCAGCGAUGCUCCCCCGCAUUCCCCAGGGUGAGGGGGAGGAGGGGAGGGAGGGCUCUCGCCUCUUCUGCCUGUGAUGUCCGACCAUCAAC